Molecule: messenger RNA, 1224 nt
Organism: Stylophora pistillata
Lineage: Eukaryota; Metazoa; Cnidaria; Anthozoa; Scleractinia; Pocilloporidae
Product: QRFP-like peptide receptor
Biological process (GO): G protein-coupled receptor signaling pathway
Cellular component (GO): plasma membrane
Molecular function (GO): G protein-coupled receptor activity
Source: RefSeq, a predicted model, not a curated record
UCUCCACACUUCAAAAUGAAUAAUACUUCCCAAUGCAUAGGAGACGUAAACAUUGAAGGAGAAUCUACCAUCAAAAUACUGGUAUACAGUGCUAUUGCGCUGGUUUCUCUGCUCGGAAACAGCCUUCUCAUACUCGUUUUCUUCAGAUCAAAUUCUGUGAAGAAAGCAACAAACGUGUUCAUUAUCAGUAUGGCUGCUUCAGAUCUCUUUUUUCCUGUUUUUCUGAUUCCGCGUUUAAUAAUCCAAACCGUUACAGGAUUGUCACAAAACGUAUUCCUCAUCCACGGAGCUAUGGGUUCUUUUCUUUGUAAGAUCUCCAACUUCUUCACCGACAUGUCCAUUGCGGUGUCAACACAUUCCUUGGUCAUGAUUACCAUGGAACGGUUUCUAGCUAUCGUUUUUCCAUUCAGAAUUCGUCAACUCUCUUCCAAAGCACGUCUCUACGCCAUUUUGAUGGUGUGGAUCAUAGCGAUGGGGAUUCACUCACCAUACUUCUACACAUAUAGAUUGACGAGUUCAGGAAGCUGCUCACACAACUGGGAACCAGCAUUCAACCACGAAAUCACGCACACCCGCUUUUACACUGCCCAGUUCGUGGUGGUUGUCAUUUUGCCCUUCACGUUGAUUACCGUCUUGUAUAGCGUAAUGGUUUGCUGCCUCUUCUUAAACAAAGACAAACUCAUAAUACAUCGCCCCAGCAAGGAUGCUUCCAAAAGAAGAAGCGAAGCAAAAGAACUCAGAAUGCUCAAGAUAGCAGCGACGAUUGUCAUUGCCUUUGCACUGUGCUGGGGUCCUUUCAACAUUAUUCAAUUCUUUCACCUGUUUGCCCCAAGGAAACUUGAAAACAUUGAUUGCAAGAUAAAGCAUAUGCUGUCUCAAGUCGCGCUUAUGAUGGCGACUGCUAACUGCACUGUUAAUCCAAUCGUUUGUCUGGUCUAUCUAAGGAACUAUCGUUUACAAGAGAGUUUGGCAAGUUUACGGUCACAAUUCAGCAACAUUUCUAAAGGGAGUCAACGAGAGACUGAACUAUAAGAAUCAAGUGUUUGGUUCAUGAUGUACACCUAUUAUGCACACGUACAAGAAAUAAGUACCUUUGCUCAUAAAUCAGUUUUAUCGAGAGAUAUGGUAACAUUCUUGAAGAAACAGUUUAACUAGUCAAAAAAUCUUUUUUGAAUUCUACAUGAAGUGCAAAAAACUGCAAAACAAAGCAAAGACAAGAGACUU